Molecule: messenger RNA, 270 nt
Organism: Fusarium sp. VM40
Lineage: Eukaryota; Fungi; Ascomycota; Sordariomycetes; Hypocreales; Nectriaceae
Source: the annotation of a GenBank genome assembly
AUGAAGGCCGUAUUGCCGGGGAAGCCACGCUCGAGGCUCCAAGGGCUAGCCUCGGGUUACUGGGACUCCCGACACCUGAAUGUAUACAUCACGGGCGGCGCCUUUGCAAUCCUAGAAGGCUCCCAUACAAUCUUACAGACAGUCUACGAUGAAGGCGAACAACCCCUAGAAGCCAUCGCAUUUGACGAAGCAACAGGCAAGAUUGCUACGUGCACAUUGGCUCAAGUUCGUGUAUACAGGCCAUUCGGGUCGCGCGAAGACGCCUUAAAG